ACCUUGCACGUGAAAGAGACCUUACAUGAUACCAGUUAACGCAAGCCGUGUUCAGUCAGUUGGUUGGACAAACAAAAGGGUAACCAAACUCCAGGAAGUGCAUUGUAACAGAAGCUGAAACACACAAUUGAAAUAUGUGUGGUCAGAGUAAUGGAAAAGUAGGAACAGAAGUCCUAGAAGCUUAUAAAGUUUUGUUGCUGCAGAGCGAUGCUUGCAGCUUCUUUGGGCGCUGCGUGGUGAAUGAGCAAGCCGAAUGUUGCACUUUUGCAGGUGUCUUUAUGUUUUGAUGUGCCUGGAACACCCGGGGAGCAGGGGUAUUUCACUGCCGUGUUUAUUGAGGAGCCGGGGAAGUCUGCAAAUUACACAAAUAUUGAAUGUCAAAAAAGGAUGACUAGUCGAGGAGCUGAGACAUCUCUUUGUUGCUGUGAGGUGUGACCGGUUUAAAUCAUCCCAUCCCGAGGUAGCUUCAUCAAGCAUGCAGGGAGAUGCUGACACAAUAAAUCUGCUCUUCAUUAUUAAGGUGCAGACCAGACACUUGUUUUGAGUAGAGACAAAACAGCUUGAAACCAAAUGUAGCAACCCUGAUCUGAUGAAUGCUUUGUUAUUUGAUGUGAGUGAAGCAAAUUCCUUAUUUAUGCCUGCCUGCUGCUCUUCUCUGUGUUGCUCUCUCUACGUCUGGAUGACAAAAUUCAGUGGAGUUACUGGGCUGUGUUUGCUCCAAUAUGGCUGUGGAAGUUAAUGGUGAUUGUUGGUGCCUCGGUGGGAACAGGAGUGUGGGCCCGAAACCCACAGUAUCGAGCAGAAGGAGAAACCUGUGUGGAGUUCAAAGCUAUGCUAAUUGCAGUAGGCAUCCACCUGCUCCUGCUGAUGUUUGAAGUCCUGGUGUGUGACAGGAUUGAAAGAGGAACCCAUUUCUGGCUUCUGGUCUUCAUGCCCCUGUUCUUUGUGUCUCCAGUCUCAGUUGCAGCUUGUGUGUGGGGAUUCCGACACGACCGCUCUCUGGAGCUGGAAAUCUUGUGUUCAGUCAAUAUUCUACAGUUCAUAUUUAUUGCACUCAGACUAGAUGAGAUCAUCAGAUGGCCAUGGCUUGUUGUCUGUGUCCCACUGUGGAUCUUGAUGUCCUUCCUGUGCCUCGUGGUGCUCUAUUACAUUGUGUGGUCUGUGCUGUUCCUGCGCUCCAUGGAUGUGAUCGCUGAGCAGAGGAGGACACACAUAACCAUGGCUGUCAGCUGGAUGACAAUUGUAGUUCCACUGCUCACAUUUGAGAUCUUGCUAGUACACAGACUGGAUGGGCAUAAUUCUUUUUCUUUCAUACCCAUAUUUGUUCCUCUCUGGCUUUCACUGAUAACAUUAAUGGCCACAACAUUUGGACAAAAAGGAGGCAAUCACUGGUGGUUUGGAAUUCGCAAAGACUUUUGUCAGUUCCUGCUUGAAAUUUUCCCAUUCCUGCGAGAAUAUGGAAAUAUCUCUUAUGAUCUUCAUCAUGAAGAUAAUGAGGAAACAGAAGAAACACCAUUGCCUGAACCACCAAAAAUUGCACCAAUGUUCCGAAAAAAGACUGGAGUGGUCAUUACACAGAGUCCUGGAAAAUAUGUGAUUCCACCUCCCAAGUUAAACAUUGAUAUGCCAGAUUAAGAUGACAGUAGCAUAUUAAACUUGAACUGGUCAUCAGCAGACAGAUGUAUUUCAUCUCAUGCCUUGUCCCAAUUCCUUUAAAAUAGGUAUUGCUGAAUCAGUGGCUUGGAUUACACAAAUCAGAAAUCUUGAAGAUAAUCUGAGUGCUUUUCCAGAAAUAUGUGGUUGUCUAAUUUGUGAACCUUCCUAACAGGUUGGUUGCACGCUUGCCUGUAUAGUAUUUAUAUGAACAUUUUUAGCAGUGUAAUAUAUUGUUUAAAAGUCCUGUUGUGUACAGUUAUAAGUAUUAUCUAAAAGUAUUUUUUUAAAAACCCUGUAUGAAAUGCCUAUGCUAUUCCAGGUGUCUUUUAGGUCCUAAAUAUACACUUGUUUUCAUGUCUCUCUUAAAUGCUUUGGGAUGCCUUAGCAUAGUACCUCUUCUUUCUCUGUUCAGCUGCAAUCAUCACAGAGGCACAAGAGUGUUGCACUUCUGAGGCAACACUGGAAAGUGUUUUUUGGGAGGGGAAGUAGAAUGUAUGAUGACUUACAUGAUGCUUUUGAGUUAGCUGUGUAAAUAUUCAUGUAAGUAUUUCAACUUUUGUGCUGGCUUGGGAGUUACAUGUUGUUUUUGUUGCUUUUCCAGUUUCAUGUUUUGAUUCUUCUUGAGCAGCAUGUACCAUUCUCCCGUUAGACUGGCUGUUUAUUAAGCUGUUUCUCACAUUGUGUGGUCUAUGCCAGAAACAUUUGUGGUAGGUUUCACAGCUAUUGGUCUAUUGGUUAGCUGGUAUAAAUAUCAUAGCUUGGUCUUUGUUACCAACUUUGUGUUGGUCAGUGUAAAUGAUUAAACUUUUCAAGAUAGAAUCUCA
Molecule: messenger RNA, 2480 nt
Organism: Serinus canaria (Common canary)
Lineage: Eukaryota; Metazoa; Chordata; Aves; Passeriformes; Fringillidae
Gene: TMEM185A
Product: transmembrane protein 185A
Exons: 7
Coding region: 739-1635 (298 amino acids)
Source: RefSeq, a predicted model, not a curated record